This is a messenger RNA of Aplysia californica (California sea hare), 810 nucleotides long. RefSeq lists its product as uncharacterized. The transcript has 3 exons. The coding region runs from base 23 to 682 and encodes 219 amino acids. The record is from RefSeq and is a predicted model, not a curated record. Lineage: Eukaryota; Metazoa; Mollusca; Gastropoda; Aplysiida; Aplysiidae.
CCCCAAGUGACGCCCGACCACAAUGAUCCCAAGACACAGAGCCAAGCCGGCCAAGCGCGGUCGUCAACUGGUUGUCCUGGAGAAGAGUGAGAACCCCCGCCUGUCUCAACUUGUGUUGUCUAACCCCGUGAACCAGGCUGCCCACUGGAGCCAGGAGUCCUACCUUCUGCGGGAUCUUCACAAACAAUACCCCCUUCCUCAGGUGGUACGAUGUUCAAGCCGCCUGGUGCAAGGAGAGGAGCAAGCACUUCCGGUCAACGUACAUGUUCCCAUGUUGCUAUGCGACGGACGCUCGGUGCGGAAGCUGCUUGCCAAACACGUGGACAAUGACACGACGUCUCAGAGCCUGGUGGAGACGGACGACUCCAUUGUCAUACCUGGUGACUACGACGGUAACUUUCUACGCCUCCACGCCCGCACCACACAAGACAAAUCGGUUGCCUGUUCCCUCCAUGACGUAGCAAACUCACAGAUCCCAGCUUUUGUCAAUUUUUCAAGCAUAACAUCAUACACCAAUUUGAGCCCCAACUACCAGGACGGAGACUUGGGGAAACUUUCUGGGAGCACCAACAACUUGGGGUCAGAGUUCAGCUCAAGUCACGUGAGCAGUCGAGCCAUCAAAAUAAACGACAGGAGUGGGCAGGAGCGUCAGAAUGUGGGUAUAUGUGAGGUAUCGUGGUGAAAUCAGGCACUCGUCAAUAAUAAUAUCGUGAAAUCAAAGAAAUGGGCAUUAUUCCGACUGUUGGACAACCUUUUUAUCAAUUUCUUUUUUGGGCUCAACACCUUUUAUAUCAAUUAAAAACACAUUUC